CCUCCUUGUACUUGUAGGGUCCAUGAGGCCUCCUGUACGCAAGUAGAAACCUCUAUGGAUAUCUAUGUAAUUCCCGUCCCCGGCUACAGAUCCAUAACACCAUGCUGAAGGGAGUCGUUGGUUUGGUCACAGGGGGCGCCUCUGGGCUGGGCCGAGCGACGGUUGAGCACUUUCUCAAGCAAGGAGGUCGCGUGGUGAUGUGCGACCUUCCGAGUUCACAGGGGUCAAAGAUCGUGGAGGAGUUGGGCAGCGAGGAUCUGGUGUUCGCCCCAACGGAUGUCACCUCCCCCAGCGAUGUCGAGGCGGCGCUGAUGGUGUGCCGCGGGAAGUUCGGCCGCCUGGAUGUGACUGUGAACUGUGCCGGCAUUGGGGUCGCGAACAAGAUCUUCAGCCACAACAAGGGCACCAUCCACUCCUUCGAGGACUUCAUGCGAGUUCAGACGGUCAACCUUGGCGGAACCUUCAAUGUGACCCGACUGGCCGUUGCGUUCAUGGCGGAGAAUGAACCCAAUGAGGAUGGACAGCGCGGGGUGGUUGUAAACACGGCCAGCAUCGCGGCGUUCGACGGACAGAUAGGCCAGGCAGCGUACGCGGCUAGCAAGGGGGGCAUUGUUGGACUCACCCUGCCGGUAGCGAGAGACUUGGCGGUGGUUGGGAUUCGUGUGUGUACGAUCGCGCCUGGCCUUUUCCGCACCCCACUCCUGGAAGCACUACCGGAGAAGGUCCAGACAUUCCUCGCUAAGACCGUGCCAUUCCCCCCCCGCCUCGGCCACCCCUCGGAGUACGCCCGGAUGGUGGAGGCGAUCGUGACCAACCCGAUGAUGAAUGGGGAGGUGGUCAGGCUGGAUGGUGCCCUCAGGAUGCAGGCUUGAGAAGAAUGCAUAGAAGAGGAAUGAAGAAGAGGAAGAAGAAGAAAUGAAGAGGAGGAGGAAGAAGAAAAUGAAGAAGAAGAGGAAGAAGAUAUAGAAAAUAGUCUAACUUUUGUACAGUGUAAAAAAUAACUUUGUAUGAACUGAAGGAAAUAUUAAUAAUAAUAAUAAUAAUAAUAAUAAUAAU
This is a messenger RNA of Eriocheir sinensis (Chinese mitten crab), 1056 nucleotides long. RefSeq names its product 3-hydroxyacyl-CoA dehydrogenase type-2-like (gene scu). Gene Ontology annotation, cellular component: mitochondrion. The transcript has 6 exons. Gene Ontology annotation, molecular function: estradiol 17-beta-dehydrogenase [NAD(P)+] activity. Bases 102 to 872 code for a protein of 256 amino acids. Lineage: Eukaryota; Metazoa; Arthropoda; Malacostraca; Decapoda; Varunidae. Gene Ontology annotation, biological process: fatty acid metabolic process; androgen metabolic process; estrogen metabolic process. The record is from RefSeq and is a predicted model, not a curated record.